This is a messenger RNA of Lycium ferocissimum, 1021 nucleotides long. Its product is annotated as probable F-actin-capping protein subunit beta. Gene Ontology annotation, cellular component: F-actin capping protein complex; cytoplasm. The record is from RefSeq and is a predicted model, not a curated record. Bases 12 to 782 code for a protein of 256 amino acids. The transcript has 8 exons. Gene Ontology annotation, biological process: actin cytoskeleton organization; cell morphogenesis; barbed-end actin filament capping. Lineage: Eukaryota; Viridiplantae; Streptophyta; Magnoliopsida; Solanales; Solanaceae. Gene Ontology annotation, molecular function: actin filament binding.
AGAAAGAAGAAAUGGAAGCAGCAAUGGGAUUGAUGAGAAGAAUUGCACCAAAGCAUACUGAAACUGCACUCUCUGCUUUGCUAUCUCUAUUGCCUCAUCACUCUUCAGAUCUCCUUUCUCAAGUUGAUCAACCUCUUCAGGUCUUGUGCGAUAUUGACUCCGGCAAAGAGUUCAUACUCUGUGAGUACAACAGAGAUGCCGACUCCUAUAGGUCUCCUUGGUCAAAUAAGUAUCAUCCACCAUUAGAAGAUGCGCCUCAACCUUCUCCAGAACUGAGAAAACUUGAGGUUGAAGCAAAUGAAGUCUUUGCUAUCUAUCGUGACCAGUACUAUGAAGGUGGCAUCUCAUCAGUUUAUAUGUGGGAAGAUGAAAAUGAUGGUUUUGUUGCUUGCUUUUUAAUAAAGAAAGAUGGCUCCAAGACUGGACAUGGUAGAAGGGGUUAUCUCCAGGAAGGAGCCUGGGAUGCCAUCCAUGUUAUUGAGGUGGGACCAGAAGAGGAAGACAUUGUCCAGUACUGCCUGACUAGUACAGUGAUGCUGACCUUGACUACAGACAAUGAGUCAUCAGGCUCAUUCAAUUUGUCUGGAUCAAUUAGAAGACAGAUGAGUAUGAAGCUCUCUGUCUCAGAGGGUCAUCUGUGUAACAUGGGAAAGAUGAUUGAAGAGAUGGAGGGUAAGCUGAGAAACUCCUUGGAUCAGGUAUACUUUGGGAAGACAAAUGAAAUGGUUUGUACUCUGAGGCCACCCGCUGAACUGGUGCAAAUGAAAUUGCCCGACUCUUGAGAUUUGUUAUUUCUUCCUUUUCUGCUGGGUGCUUGUGUAAACCUUGGUUUGCUUCCAUAUGUCACAGGGUAGUGGUUGUGCUUGAACAGUAUUCAUUUAAUUGAUAACUGAUAGUAUUAUGUCACAUUGAGUCAAGUUCACAUUUACAGAGCGCUUAAAUGUCCUUUAGACUGUCUGAAAAUGUUUCAUCACUUUUCUUUAAAAUGUGGGUUAUCGUACGAAUUUAUUUCUUCAAGGAC